GUCUGGGGGUUCGGUCUUCUGUUCGUCACAAUUGUGAGCUUCUGUUCACUGAUAGGAGUGGCGAUUCUACCCCUCCUCACCAGAAGCACAUACGAUGUGAUGUUGACUCUGUUCGAGGGCUUAGCGGUCGGCAGUUUAGUGGGUUCUGCGAUAUUUCAUUUGAUUCCUCAGGCAUUCAAUCUUUCCAGCGGUGGCUCUCAGGUGUACCUCUGGAAAGCGCUCAUUAUCUUCGGCGGUAUUUAUCUAUUCUUUUGGUCCGAACGCAUCAUGAAAAUGGUGGUCGAGUUCAGGAGAAAACGCAAACUCCAUGUCCAGUCGAUCCCUUCGUGUACGAGCGCUGAGUUGGAACCGCACAGACAUAUGCCUCACAAACAAGUUUACUUCAAAGACUUUGAUUACGACAAACCCAAUGGUGUGAUGAAAAGCUCUGAUAGUUUGACACAUAUUCCCGAAACUUCUAGUCAUGAAAAUGUUUGCGACAACGAAACCGAUAAAUCCAUGGAUAAGGAGUUGACAGACAGUCGCUCGGAAUCAAUGGUUUUGGAGUCGAUUGCGAGAGAGAGGAGUCGAAGCAAUUCGUUUAGUCUAAGGGCCGGACACUCGCACACGAGUCCGGGUGAGCAGAGGGCCGAGAUCGCGACCGUCGCCUGGAUGAUCAUCUUUGGCGACGGACUCCACAACUUCAUAGACGGCAUCACAAUCGGCGCCGCCUUUUCUCAAAGUAUUCUCGAAGGCAUCAGUAUUUCAGUGGCUGUUAUUUGCGAAGAGUUUCCGCACGAGUUGGGAGACUUCGCGGUUCUCAUAGCGUCGGGUAUGACAAUGAGGGAGGCGUUGGGCUAUAACUUUGUGUCCGCCUGUACCUGCUAUUUGGGCCUCGCGUUCGGCAUAUUGUUGGGAGACUUGGCCGACGCGGCGCCCUAUGUGUUCGCAUUGGCCGGUGGGAUGUUCCUGUAUAUAGCACUCGUCGAUAUGAUGGGCGAACUCACGGCAGCCCUCGAUAGGGCUCAGCUACAGGGCAUGAGUCAGACAUUGAAAGUGCUAUUAUUGCAAAAUUUGGGUAUUUUAUUGGGAGUCUUCACUCUACUAUUUCUCGCCAAAUACGGCGAUAAAAUCAAUUUCGAGGGCUUAGCCCCUCCUAAACAGUCAGAUAUUCCUUUCACUGAAUCAUAAUUACCGUAAUACCGGUAUUAAUAGCAAUAAUUUUUAGGUUUACCAAAUAUUCAACUCAUUCCCACUUUAGACAUUUUAACCCC
Oppiella nova is the source of this 1253-nucleotide messenger RNA. The record is from the annotation of a GenBank genome assembly. NCBI's taxonomy places the organism in Eukaryota, Metazoa, Arthropoda, Arachnida, Sarcoptiformes, Oppiidae.